Messenger RNA from Botrytis deweyae, 1557 nucleotides. RefSeq lists its product as uncharacterized. The transcript has 5 exons. Bases 1 to 1557 code for a protein of 518 amino acids. NCBI's taxonomy places the organism in Eukaryota, Fungi, Ascomycota, Leotiomycetes, Helotiales, Sclerotiniaceae. The record is from RefSeq and is a predicted model, not a curated record.
AUGCCGAAUAGUGUUGCAGAGAUUGAUAACCCAAAUUAUGAUUUCCUCUAUGCACACAACAACCAGAUUAAUUAUUUGGAGAUUCUACAAUAUCCUUCUCAGCCUAUUCGAAGAUUUCAGGGUGAAUUGAAAGAUGAUAGAUCUUUAGAAGACUGGCUCGCAAAGGAUCUAGCCGUCGAUGGUAAUCAACCUGAAAGUGGUAUUCGUAUUCUUGCUGGAAAAGGUUGGAGUAACGCAGAUGCUGUAUUACCCGACGAUUGGAAAGUAACUUUACCUUUCACCAAAACUUCCUAUUCUAAGAUAUUAUCUGCUUCGUCUUUCAAUAUUCCAAGCAACUUUCUUCAAAUCCACCGUAGUGGGAUCACUCGAUCUUUCAAAACUACUUCUACAAGCUCUCAAAACGAAUUACUAACAACCCUCACGUUUAAACUCGGAUCUGCUAUCAAUAACUGGGACCUCCUUACUUUGAGUAAAAGCUCUAGUACUCGCAUAACCACUGGCCUCUUUAUCGCACACGAGGACAUAGAUAUCGUUCCUUUACCAUUCAACGUCGAUUCCUAUCUGGGAGUUAGUCAGCCAUGGUGUAUCGCUAGGCUAUUCAUACGUCAUAAAUUAAAGCAAUUAGAUGACAGAAUCAACAAUACGGAAGUUGAUAUCAACGCAAUUGAAAGUGUUACCGGUCAGCACAAUAGAUGGGUUGAUACCGACAAAAUACAAAAUUCUAACAAUCAAGAUGAUGAAAACGAUGUUUCCUCAAUAGAUCCGUUACACAUAGACUUCAUAGGUACGACUACUGACUUGAGUAAAGCAGAGUAUAGUAUGGCUGGACUUUCAGUUUGUAUCAAAGGAGCAUUGUUUGCAACAAAGGUGUUAGAUGGACUGGACCAGGAAGGGAAGCAGACAAUUGGAGAAUUGAGGGAUCAUUGCGAGCAUAUGCUUUUAAAGAUGGAGUAUCUACAGAUGAGAAGGGAUGCUUUACUUUCUGUCAUUCAACAAUUCCAAGCAGAAGCCUCUGCUCGCCGUGCCAUAUUCUUGACGGAAGCUUCAACCGACCUGGCAAAAGCGAGUAGGAAGGAUAGCGAGGUCAUGAAAAUCAUUGCUAUAGACACAAAACGAGACUCAAAAGCCAUGAAAACGAUCGCUAUUCUAGGAAUGGUUUUCUUACCGGGAACUUUCAUCGCAUCAGUCUUUGCAAUGCCAGUGUUCACUUGGACACCUGACGGCUCCAUGAUAAUACAAAAAGGCUUUGGGUAUUACUGGGCUGUCACAGUUCCGUUAACAUUGAUAAUAUUGGUGGCCUGGGCUGUAAGCAUGGUAAUCCCACAUCGCCAUAAAGGGGUGUUGAGCGAUGAGAUUGAAGUGGAGAGUCUUCGCCCCGUACCAAUCAACAAAAGACCGACAUAUAAUAUACUUAGACCUUCAAAUUCAAUGAGUCGGAGUCGGACAUUUUCAAUUGACGGCGCAAGAUCACAAAUUUCCUUACGCCCUAGUCAAAGAUCCUCGAAUCACAGAGCCAGAAGUUCUACCCGGAUUUUGAAGAAUUCUGCGAGCAAUUGA